This is a messenger RNA of Cylas formicarius (sweet potato weevil), 3521 nucleotides long. RefSeq names its product probable E3 ubiquitin-protein ligase makorin-1. The transcript has 7 exons. Lineage: Eukaryota; Metazoa; Arthropoda; Insecta; Coleoptera; Brentidae. Gene Ontology annotation, molecular function: metal ion binding; ubiquitin protein ligase activity. Gene Ontology annotation, biological process: protein polyubiquitination. Bases 204 to 1748 code for a protein of 514 amino acids. The record is from RefSeq and is a predicted model, not a curated record.
AGACCACCACGGAUAUUCGCAAUUUGGAACGGCCUGGCUAGCCAAGGUUCAUUGGUUAAUUUAUUUUUUAAAACUAUAUUUUUUUAUGGCUAGUGAGAAUUAGGUUCUGAAGUUUUUUUCUCGUUUCGUUUUAAAACUAUUUAUGCUUUGGUUAAUUGAAGGAAUGCCACUUUGAAUUUGAUGUUUAAUUUGUCACUGUCAACAUGGCGGAGAGAAGCGCAGACGGUGAAACGGAGAGAUGCUGUGUACAAUUCUAUAACCAUGAUACAUGUGAUCGCGGAGAUCGAUGCCCUUAUAAACACAAAGCCAAAUUUGAAGUUGAGCCAGUAGGAUUUAUUCACGGAAAGGACUUCUUUCUGGGUCAAAAUAUCUCCACUACUUGCCGGUUCUUUCGUAUGGGAAAUUGUCCACAGCAAAAUUUUUGUCAGUUUCGUCAUGAUAGACCCAACAAUAUUUUGAAGAGCACCAUACAGAGGACAAAUCCUAAAAAACGGACAGUGUUUACCCCUCUUUCAUUCACAAGCACAAAUAUGCCUUCAACAUCGACACAACCCAGCUUCAGUGUAGCUCGACAAUCUUCUUCUGCGGAAUUAAGUGGCGGGUUUACGGGCCGACCUACCACAGUUGUAAGUUCCACAGGGAUGAGAGGAGAGACACCAACUGUCUCCUCUGCAAACCACCCAAGUGCAAGUCGAAGCUGGGCAGAUGCUCCAGAAUUUAUUCCAAGUUGGGAAUGGACUCCAAGCAGGCCGCAAGCACAAAGCGCCCCAUCACAAGAAGGGGCACCAACACCACCUUCAAAUGUUCCAUACCCAGAAAUGUCUCAAUUUACUUCAAGCUUGGGACAGCCAAAUUUGUUUAAUAUUGGCAUACCUCUAAACCCACUGAGUCAGCAGAAUCUAAGUUACUCUCAGGCUGCUAAUUCUGGUCGAGACGAAGGAGCUGGUGAUUUUGCUAGGCCAGAAUCUAACAUAAUGUGUCCAUAUACAACUAGAACUGGUAUUUGUAUGAAUCUUACUCUCUGUCCGUAUCGCCAUCCUGAGUUAUGCGACAUGUGCGGUCUUCAUACUCUGAAUCCGUUCGAUGAAGAAGAACGUAGAAGACAUCAACAAGAAUGUUUGAAGCAACACGAGAAGAAUAUGGAGCUCUCCUUUGCUAUUGCACGGUCCAAAGAAAAAUCCUGCGGCGUGUGUUUCGAAGUGAUUAUGGAAAAAGCUAAUGGGGAACAGAGGUUCGGGAUUCUACCUAACUGCAAUCAUUGUUUCUGCUUAAGUUGUAUUAGGAAAUGGAGGCAAGUUCGCCAGUUUGAGAAUAAAAUUAUAAGAGCAUGCCCAGAAUGUCGGGUAACUUCGGACUUCGUGUGUCCAAGCAUGUACUGGGUGGAUACGAAGGAAGACAAGGACAAAUUGAUCGAUGAAUAUAAGAAAGCUUUGUCUAGAAAAGACUGUAAAUAUUUUAAGAAGGGGGAAGGGAAGUGUCCUUUUGGAAAUAAGUGUUUUUAUCUCCAUGCAGCCCCCGAUGGCAAGAAAGUAGACGUCGGUCCGCCCCCUCGACAAAGACGACAUCGACAUGUCGACGCAGAUAUGGAGGUACUACAGGUAAUGCUUUGGGAUUUCCUAGAUGAAAGGGAUUUUCCUUGGCAGUCUUUAGCGGACGAACUGGAGGAUCUUGCAUCGUUUUUUUCCGAUUCGGAUGAAUCGGUGCACUGGUCAGAUGGAGAAUAUAAUUAUUCUCUUGAUUUCGAAUAGCCAUUUCAUAUUUACAUGUCUCAUUUUUUUUAAAUUCUUAUUUGUUAGAUUGUAUGUAGUUAUUUUCCGUAUAUGUUUCAACCUCUCUAACACAUUUGCCCGCAGGGCAAAGAGUGUCUAAAUCAUAAUUUUUAUUGUAUUUUUAACGUUACUUUAAACCUUGCAGUGGUUAUUAUAUAAUACCUCACAAUUUACGUUAUAGGAGUAGAAAUUUUGAAUGAAAAAAAAAACAGUGAUGAAAGAUGUUUUCUCAAAAGUUUAAUUAAAAUUAGUUCUAAGAGAUAUAAAAAUAAUCUGUUUGUUAGUAUUGUUUCAAAGCUUUAUUGUUGCCUAUUGCCUAUUUUAUUCUAAGCAAUGAUAUUUCAUCAGGUUACAUUUAUAUCAGAUUUAUUUCUUAAGGUGAUAUUUAUUUUCUAGUUCUAUUUAGGAUCAAAUAUAUACGUGUGAUAUUUUGCUUAGCAACUUAAGUAACUACCAAAUGCGUGCUAAUAACUUUAAAUUUGGAAAUUAGUUUCGUAUGUACUGAAUAAAAAUUUGAAAUAUGCGUGCACAAUAUUUUUAAAAUGUAGCAGGGUACGCUAACGAUAACUCUUUUACUUUUGCCUUAAUGCCUAAACAGAAUUAAUUGAUAUUAAAUGUUGGAAUUUUUAAAGUGAACUAUGUAUUAAUUUUCCAUUUAGAAAUUCAAUCAGAAUCCCUUUUGAAAUAUAAUAAAUAUUAUACCAAAACAUGCUGAUCCUUGAUUCCUUAGACGAUUUUAAGAAAAAAAGUUUAUAUCAAUGAAGUUUCGCAUUCGCUUAAUUUUUGAUAUACAGGGUGUUGAAAAUAAAUUUUUUAAAAACGGGUCCUCACUUCCAUUUAAACUGCUUUAGAUAUUGUUUGUUUAGAACUGGCCCAUAAUCCAUAGCUUCUUGGUAAAAAUGCCCUCUUGACUGUGCCUAGUCAUGGUUCCUAAAAAAAUAUGCCUAUCACCUAAUCCAAAAUAGCCAAAAAAUAUAUCAAGGUAUAACUAACAACUAAAUAAUUUUUAAAUGAAAUCUAGAAAAAAAAAAUUGCUGUACGUGAGAUUGUAACCCAAGCCUGGAGCAUUCCAUAGUAAUAAUCAUUUAUGAUUAUUUAACUUUUAAAUUUUUAUUGUUUUUUAAUGUUUUGCAGUAGCGUACCAUUUUUUUUUAAUACAAAUAUUCAGUAUCAUGCUGACACUUACGCCAGUGACGACAGUAGAAAUAUAAUUUGUAUUAGAAAAAAAUGGUUCCAUGCUUUGCGAAAUUCUAACAAACAAUCAAUAAAAUAUCUAAAGCUGAUUCAACUCCCUGUAUAUAAAAACAAAGUCAUUGUUAUAAACUUUUUUUCUUUAAAUUAUUCACGGAAUCACUCCCUUAAGAGUAUUUUACUAUGAAACACUUUGUAUAUUUCCACUGCUAUUUUUUCUGUUCCACAUGUAACAUCUUGAUACAAAAAUAUUGGUUCCUUUUCCCUUGUUCCCAACCAGAAUUUUAUUUUUUAUUUAAAUUAGUUUUUUUCUAGUUUUUAUUUUAAAUAUCCGGAAAAGUUGCGAAACUGCUUUCUAUAACAAAACUAUAUCCUAGAGCGAAAGGAGUUUGUGUUCGGGUGUUAAUUUUUUUAAGUGUUAGUGAUUUCCAUUGAAAAUUGAAAACUCAAAUUUGACGAACCAGAUAAAUAAACACUUUGGAAAUGUAUUUUUGUUUAUUAUUCUUCAAAAAUUGUAACAACACAAUUUUUUUUGUUGGAAUUGGAAAUAAGCAUUUGAAA